AUGUCGGAACCGCUUCCUCCAGGAUGGCUCGAAUGCCACGAUUCAAACACGGGACGAAAUUAUUAUGUGUUUCCAGAAACUGCCACAACUACUUGGCAUGACCCUCGAAAAACAGUGCCUGCAAAUAACCAGAACAAUUCAGCAGCAGCGCCUGUCAAUAACUACCAGAACAAUUCAGCAGCAGCGCCUGUCAAUAACUAUCAGAACAAUUCAGCAGCGCCUGUCAAUAACUACCAGAACAAUUCAGCAGCAGCGCCUGUCAAUAACUACCGGAACAGUUUAGCAAUAGCGCCUGUAAACAACUACCAAAACAGUCCAACAGCAGCGCCUGUAAAUAACCAUAACGAUUCAGUAACAGUACCUGUAAACAACUACCAUAACAAUUCAAUCGUCAGAACAGCAUCAACAUCUUCGCAACCAGGAACAUUAACAACAGCGACAGCAGCUCAAUAUACAAAUGCUCAAUAUAUAAAUGAACCAUUGGUAAUGUCUCCAAUAGAACCCCCCAACCCUUAUGCACAACAACCGAUCACCCAAUCGUACUCAUUGAAAAAGCCCGAUUUUAAAAAAAUCGAUAAAACCGCAAAGAAGGUCGCUCAAUCAAUAGGCGGAAUGGUUGGGUCUUUUGUAACAGGAGCGAUUAAUCCUCUUUCUUUGAUUCCGCGAGGUAAUAACGAUCAUAAUAAAAAUUUCGGCAAUGUGUUUCAGCAACAGCAAAUGUUCGCAUUUAUGGAACAGCAUCAGCAGGCAGCCAUGGCAGCACAGAUGGCAAGUUUUGCUGUCGCCCAACAAGAAGCUCAAAGAAUACUUCAUGAAACGUUAACUCGUAUAGCAGUUGCCGAAAAAAGAGAACAAGAGUUAAAGCAAAAAAUAGCUCAAAUGGAAGCUGGGUUUAACGAUACCAACGUGAAGACUACUGACACUCGAGAAGCAAAAAUUGAUCACCCAAACGACGUGAAGAUUAACGAUACUCGAGAAGCAAAAAUUAAUCAACCAUAUGAUGUGAAUAUUCAAGAAGUAAAAUUAAAUCAACCAGUAAAUAUACCAGCAAAUAUUCACGAUCCAAAUAUGAAUUUAUCACAGAAGGUUCAGGAAUUCCAAGUAAAUCAACCAUUGAACAAUCCCGAAUUCCAUCAACAAGUGAAAACUCCAGAAUUCCAAGUAAACCAGCCAGCUAAUGUUCCCGAAUCCGAAGUGAAUCAGCCAGCGAACGUUCCCGAAUCCCAAGUAAAUCAACAAAUGAAAACUCCUGGGUUCCAAUUAAAUCAUCCAGCGAAUGUUUCCGAAUUCCAAGUAAAACAUCCGGAAAACACUUCCGAAUUCCAGGAAAAUCAACCAGAGAACACUUCCGAAUAUCAAGUCAACUAUCCAAUUAGUCUUCCUGGAUUUCAGCUAGAAAGAGUGUAUGAAGCUCGACAAGAAAAUAUUCCAAAAGAAAUAAAUAAUCAAGAUGUAAAAGAAAUUUCAACACAAUUAGAACAUCUUCAAUUUUCGAAAGAAGAAAACAAUCAGGUCUUUAAAGAGAACCACAAACAUACUCAACAGAACCAAGCCGCAUACAAUCAACUACACGACCAACAAAUAUGGUUGCAUGAAGCAUCCGCAUCCUUGAUGUCGGACAUAUAA
Molecule: messenger RNA, 1626 nt
Organism: Ambispora gerdemannii
Lineage: Eukaryota; Fungi; Glomeromycota; Glomeromycetes; Archaeosporales; Ambisporaceae
Source: the annotation of a GenBank genome assembly